Messenger RNA from Saccharomycopsis crataegensis, 966 nucleotides. It is a transcript of the gene MTD1, whose product is annotated as methylenetetrahydrofolate dehydrogenase (NAD(+)). The coding region runs from base 1 to 966 and encodes 321 amino acids. Gene Ontology annotation, cellular component: cytosol. Gene Ontology annotation, biological process: purine nucleobase biosynthetic process. The transcript has a single exon. Gene Ontology annotation, molecular function: methylenetetrahydrofolate dehydrogenase (NAD+) activity; methylenetetrahydrofolate dehydrogenase (NADP+) activity. Lineage: Eukaryota; Fungi; Ascomycota; Saccharomycetes; Ascoideales; Saccharomycopsidaceae. The record is from RefSeq and is a predicted model, not a curated record.
AUGUCUGGACGUACUAUUCUUGCUAGCACCAUUGCUAAACUUUACACCGAGGAAAUCACUGCCAAAGUGAAGCAACUCCAAAAAGUCCCAAAACUCGUGGGGUUCCUCGGAAAUGAUGACCCGGCUGCCAAAAUGUACGCCAAAUGGACUGGUAAAACUUGUGAGUCUUUGGGGUUCCACUAUGAGCUUCGUGAAGUUGAAAAAGAAGACCUCGAAGAAGCCAUCAUCGGGGCAAAUAAAGAUGCCGCCGUCAACGGUAUCAUGGUUUACUUCCCGGUUUUCAACAAUGGCCAAGACCAAUACUUGCAACAAGUGGUUCUGCGUAACAAGGACGUUGAAGGGUUGAAUCACAAGUACAUCCAAAAUAUGUACCACAAUGUCAGAUACUUGGAUAUCGAGGAAGCCAAGGCUGCUGGUACCGAACCUCAAAUUAAAUCCAUUUUGCCUUGUACCCCAUUGGCAAUUGUCAAGAUCUUGGAGUAUCUUAAGGUCUACAACUCUUUGUUGCCUUACGGUAACAGAUUGUACGGGAAGAAUGUGGUUAUUGUGAACCGUUCUGAAGUGGUUGGCAGACCUCUUGCUGCCUUGUUGGCCAAUGAUGGUGCCACCGUUUACUCUGUGGAUAUCAAGAAUACCCAAAUUUUCACCAGAGGUGAAGGUAUCAAGAUGACCAGACAUCACUCUGUCGACACCGACAUUUCUCUCGAAGAAGCCGCCAAGAAUGCCGAUGUUAUCAUCACUGGUGUGCCAUCUGCAAACUACAAGUUCCCAACUGAAUAUGUCAAAUCAGGUGCCGUGUGUAUCAACUUCUCUAGUGAAAAAAAUUUCGAUCCUUCAGUUAAGGAAAAGGCUUCUUUGUAUGUUCCUUCAAUUGGUAAGGUUACUAUUAUGAUGUUGUUGAGAAACUUGUUGCGUUUGAUUGAUAACCAAAUUAAUAUCGAGGAAAAGAAAAAUGCUACCUCAUAA